CAGGGUUAUUCGAGCGUCGCGUAUGUCGAAAUCCCACCAGAAUAGAUUAUUUCGAAAUCCUUGUUUUGAUUGAUUUCCUGUAGAUUUGCAUUGCAUUCCGUGUGUGAUUGUGGUGAUUUCAAGUUAAAAACGGAGCUUUAUCGCGGAGCUCAGUACACUUUGAGGACGGAUUAACCCCAGCAUCACCUCCGCACCAGCAGUUACGAGCCAGCCAUGCCGGGGUUCAUUGAAGACAACAAGCGUUGCUUGAUGAUCAUAGGUGGUCUGUUGGUGGGCGUUGUCGGUAUCCUUGUCAUAGUUCUGCCCUUGAGCUUUGCCUCGCUUGAAUACCAUGAGUUUGGAUUCAAAAGACAGAAGAGUACCGGGAAGGUAGAUACAAGCACCGUCUACUCUGGUGGCAAAUACCUUGUGGGACCUGACGUGGAAUUUAAGAGGUUCAAGGCCGACGCCCACUUUCUUGAUCUUGACAAAGUCGCGAUCUUUACCUUUGAUAAGCUUGAGGUGAAGAUUUCCGCGCACAUGCAGUAUUUCCUUCGCAAGGACGAACUUCCCCUGCUUCAUGCGGCUUACGACCUCUAUUACCAGGACGUCAUGAAAACCACUGCUGUGGAUGCUCUAAAGGGCGCCAUUCCACGGUACAACACUAAGGAAUUGACGCUGAAUCGACCCGAGGUUGAGAACGCCAUCUACAAUUCAGUUGCUCAGCGCCUCGGGGGCUUAUGCUGUAGGAAGGACUGCAGUGAAUACAUGCUGGCGUGUGCGCCUGACUGCAUACCCCAUGCUAACUGUCCUGACACCAAGAAAGGCCUUCACGUCAAUGUGAAGUUUUUCCAACUGACCAACAUCAUCAUCCCACCAGAUGUUGAGGACAGGUACAUGGAGACACUGGUUCUGCAGGAGAAGAACCUACGGGAGCAGCUGUACCAGAAUGCAGCCAUCAUCAGGAAAGAGACCUCGAAAAUGGUGAAGGACAUAGAAAACAAUGCCACAGAGAUUGUCCAAACGGCUACGGCCCAGUCCCAGAGCAUCUCUACGAAGGCCAAGGCAAACUACACGAACACCAUAGAGAGGGCCCGCAGCAGUGGUCUUAAAAAGCUCUACACAGAUCUUGGCAUCACAGAUCAGGCGAAGAAGAACAGCUUUGACUAUCUGCGUACGCUUAACGGUCUCGAGAACGCACAUAUCACCGUCGAUUUCCAGCAACGAAUUGCUGGGACUUUGUAGACGGUCUCAAGAACACACAUAUCACUAUCGAUUUCCAACAAUUCAUUGCUUGGACUUUGUAGAUAGAUUGUUGAAAGUUUGAAUGGAAGAACAUGGCAAAUACUAAAAGUGGAGCAUUUGGUUUUGUGGUUGUUGAGUAUGCUUUUAAAAGCAUCGGGCAUUUUGUACUUCGAAAUUUUGUUUUUGUAUCUGUUGUUUAUUUGAUACAUGUUUAUGACAUAUAAAUUCUAGCAAGCAAACAAACUGAAGUUUGUUCCUUAGGGUAUGCAAUGAAAGGGUCUAAAAGAUUUGUUUUUAUCUGAAAUGGAUUUAUUCAUCUGACUAUAAAGAUUAAAUAGAUUUGCCUGCAAAUGAUUUACUUGGUUCAUUUGAUUAAUUAUUAACAAAUGGAAGAUGAUCCAAAAUUGUCUCUUUUUUUACCAGGAAACAACUAUUUUCAUUUAAUUAAGUCUUUUUGAGACGUUAUACUUUAGGGUCGAUGUAUUGUUAACUGCACUUAUUCUGAAUUAUAUUUUUUCCACAAUGAAUGGUAAGAAUUGUUUUUCUGUUGUUUUUUCUCAGAAAUUUAAGUUACACUCUCAAUCCAAGUAAUACAGCACUUGUUUUCUCAACUUGAUUCUGCCACACAAUUAUUAGUAGUUAUACUUAUAUAUAUUUUAUACUUAUACUUAUUUAUACUCCACCAUGUCUAGUUUCUAUUAUAACCAUAGUGAUCAAAUGUACAUGUAUUGUUUUUAGCUCACCUGAGCACAACGUGCUCAUGGUGAGCUUUUUGUGAUCGUCUUUUGUCCGUCGUGCGUCGUCCGUCAUCUUGGGCUGCACAGAACAGGUCAGCUCCUUUGAAUCUCAGGUGAGCGACUUGCGGACUUUCAGGCCCUCUUGUUUUUGCCUUUGUAUUCAUUUACUGGUUCAAGUUUUUGAAUGAUGUUACUGAUUUAAUUUGAUUUCGUAGUCCCGUCAAGUUCUAUUCUGUAAUGCUUAUUGGUUAUUUAAAUGAUUGCUAUUUUCCAUGCAGAACAGUUUAGGUAAAACUAUUUGUGUGUUUAUGAUUUACAUUUGUUGAGUUUUGGUCACGUACAAUUAUCUUAUAAAAAGUGUACUGUGAAUUUAAAUGAUUGCUAUUUUCAAUGCUGAUCAGUUUGGGUAAAAAUAUGUUUUUGAUGAUGUGCAAUUGGUAUAAUCUCAACAAAUCAUGUACCGGUACUUAUUAUGUACUUAAUUAACAUGUGUGCCUUUUUUCUUGAUCUUUGAAAGUCCCAGGGUACUGAAAAUUUAUUUACUGUUUUGUAAAAAGCCAUAAUGGUAGUAAAUCGAUUGUGAAUUUAUUUCCUUGUUAUAUUUGUUAUGUCACUGAUGGUUAAUUUUGUGUUUUGUACAAAAAUAUUCCUGAAUAUUUUUUUUAACAUAUCCUGAAGUGAAAUCGCUGAUAAUAUAUUGUAUUUUAAGAUAUGUUUUUACUCUAGUUAAAUAUUUAAACCUUGCUCUGUGAAAACAGGGCUUAAUGCAUGCGCGUAACAUCAUCACCAAUUAGCCUGUGCAGUCAGCACAGGCUUAUCUGGGAAGACUCUCCGCAUUAACUCUUUCAGUGCGGGAACCGAAUUUUGAAGGCCUUUGCAAACAGUUUGGAUCCAGAUGAGAUGCCACAAAACGUGGCAUCUCAUCAGGAUCCAAACUGUUUGCUAUUUUGAUAAUAUUCUUUGAAAAAAAUCAAAGGAAAUGAUAAUUUUAGAAAUUAAGCAGACAACAUUUUAGCAGACGACAAAUUUCCCAGCAUGCAAAGGGUUAAUGGUAUUUUUUUCUUUCAUGAAGAUUCUUAUUGGCAAAAAUCCUGUUUAUUAGGAAAGUGUCAUCACUGUACGUAUUGCACAUGCUAAUCUGGGCCCCACACGCAUUAAGCACCGUUUUCCUGAAAGACAUGCCCUUGUAUUUUUAAAACGCUAAGUGGCACACUUAAUGCCAAAGUACUAGUUAUUGCUUUAAGUCCAAUGUGCACAACAGAUUAAAGCGUAAAUUUUAUGAAAAGAUCAUUCUCACCUCUUUACUUAAAAAUUGUCUAUAUGUAAGCUGUGAAGUUAAGCCAAAAUAUGUCUGUUUUAAUUGUAUUAAAAGGGUUUGGAAGUUUGCAUUGUUUGACUCCUGAUACGUGUUCUUGCCCUGCUAAAUCAGGGACCCGGCUUAAUGCAUUUGAACUUUAUACGCAAAUAUUCAGGGGUCCGUCUUAUCAAAGAUCGUACGACAUUGUUUACUUACGAUUGCAUUUUGUAAUUUAAAAAUAUAAGUGAUUAUAAUUCGUAUGUUUCAAAUAUAAUGGAUAUUUGACAGCUUCUUUGGAAAUGAAUGGAAAUGUUCAACAAAAGUAAUUAUAAAUGCGACGGUUACGUUUAUAUGGCGCUUCGAAAAUUGCAUCGUAAGGUGAGAAUGUCGUAUGAUGUUUGAUAAGACGGGCCCCUGGUCUGGAAGGUGCUUAACCUAGUAGUAGCUUUCGAUAAUUAUGGAUACUAAAUCACUGUAUACACAAACAAAUAAACCCUUUCAUAAUUCUUUGGCUAUUGUUCAGUGGCUUGCAGCGCACAUUUUGGUGAACUGUAUAUUAAUGAUUAAUUGCUUACAACGAAUUGUUCCCAUUUGAGAUUCUCGAUUUCUUAUAGUGAGGUUAAACACCCCAGAAAAGUUCAACCAUUCUUUCUACUGGCAAAUGUUCAGGUUAAAAAACGCUUGGUGCAAAAGUCACGUAUUUAACACUAACGACUCCUGUUAAAAACGAGGAAAAGCACUAUGAUCGUAUGAAUUUAACUUAGGGGGAUCACGAGCAAACGCAUGUUAAGAUACUGUACUGAAAAGAUACUGUAGAAUUAAAAUGCAUACAAUUAUUAGUUCACAGAUUCCAAUGUGUUAGUUUUUCAUUUUCCUUAUUUAAGAUGCCUUUUUGAAACUAUUUCUGCAAAAGUAUUUUUUUAAGCAGGACAGGUUAAGUCUGGUCACCUCUUAGAUUUGAUUUUCUUUUAUUUUCUUUCUUAUAGACUUUAUUUAUUGAACUACAAAACUCAAGAAAAUUGGAAUCAAUUAUAUUGUCAGUGUCUAAUGAAAACAUUGAACCGAAGGCAUUCACAGCAAGCUCAGGAAAUUAUGUGUUACAUAUCAACGUUUUUUUUCUGCUGGCUGUGUUUAUAUAUUACCUCAACAAUAGUUUAUUUUGUACUAUGUUAAUAUUUAUCUGUUUUAUUUAUACCACCUUUUUGCAUGCAUGUUAUUAUAAUAUAAUUCUCCCCUUUUCCACUGUAUGUUUCAAUAAACUCUUGUAAAAAAUA
Dreissena polymorpha is the source of this 4532-nucleotide messenger RNA. RefSeq lists its product as uncharacterized. The record is from RefSeq and is a predicted model, not a curated record. The transcript is spliced from 8 exons. The coding region runs from base 214 to 1224 and encodes 336 amino acids. NCBI's taxonomy places the organism in Eukaryota, Metazoa, Mollusca, Bivalvia, Myida, Dreissenidae.